This is a messenger RNA of Oreochromis aureus, 2203 nucleotides long. RefSeq names its product zinc finger protein ZIC 4-like. Gene Ontology annotation, cellular component: nucleus. Lineage: Eukaryota; Metazoa; Chordata; Actinopteri; Cichliformes; Cichlidae. Gene Ontology annotation, molecular function: RNA polymerase II cis-regulatory region sequence-specific DNA binding; DNA-binding transcription factor activity, RNA polymerase II-specific. The transcript has 2 exons. The coding region runs from base 224 to 1378 and encodes 384 amino acids. The record is from RefSeq and is a predicted model, not a curated record. Gene Ontology annotation, biological process: central nervous system development; regulation of transcription by RNA polymerase II.
AUCUCUAUUCACAGUAAAUAGAAGCAUGGAGGCUCUGACUCUCGGGAGCUAACAGCGAGCAGCGGGGGGUAAAAACGCUGCCGCAUGCGCUCUUGCCUUGACUAAAACACACAGGAAGGAAGCGUGAUAGUGGUGAGGCUUUGGCCAGUUGGACUGAACUCAUUUUAAGUGAAAGCAAGGUGUGCUGGUGGCGACAGGAGCGGGACAGCCCGCCGUGCAGAGCAUGAAGCGGACGGCUGUGGUGGCCAGGCACAAUGGCCUCGUCUCUCCGUUGGGGAACAACAACUCUGGAGCUUCUAGCAUCGUCUCGCCACCCCAGCCGAGAGCUACCAGUAUCCCCGCUUCUGCCGACACCGAUGCGGGCGGUGGGAUGGACGGCCUGCUGGAUUUCUCCAAAGGCCCCACCGUUAAAACGGAGCUAGUGUGCAAAUGGAUUGACCGAACUUCUUCAAGACAGAGGCUUGGGCGGACGGCGACAUCCGUCUGCGAUCAAACUUUCAGCUCCAUGCACGAGCUCGUGGACCACGUCACCACCGAGCAUGUAGCAGCGGGGCUGGAAAGCCUCAGUCACGUCUGUAUGUGGGACGAGUGUAUGCGCGGCGGGAAGGCGUUCAAAGCCAAAUACAAACUCAUUAACCACAUUCGCGUGCACACCGGGGAGAAGCCGUUUUCAUGCGCAUUUCCCAAUUGCGGCAAGAUGUUCGCACGCUCUGAAAACCUCAAGAUCCACACGCGCACGCACACUGGUGAGAAGCCAUUCCAGUGUGAGUUUUGCGAGCGGCGCUUUGCCAACAGCAGCGACCGAAAGAAGCACUCGCAGGUCCACACAGCCUCAAAGCCCUACGACUGCAAGGCAGUAGGAUGCACCAAGUCUUACACCCACCCCAGCUCCCUGCGCAAACACAUGAAGGUUCACAUCAAGUCAUCACCUACCUCUGAAACCCAGGACCUGUACAAUGCCAUCCCUCUUCAACUCCAGCAACCUCAUCCGGCUGUCCUCGAGCCCCUUGACCUUAAAAUGAACCACCUCUCUCCAUCACUUACUGACAAAAACACUCAUUUUUCUCUGCUGUCCAAUCACGAAUUGGAUCUCAGUUCAGCCAGCGAAGUGGACCAUAAGCUGCUGCUACGGAGUUCGUCUCCGGUAGCAAUGCCUCUGGAUCUCUCUCUUUCAGGCCUGAAGAGCCAGCUGAGCCAGCAGCAGCAGAGCGGCAGGACCCCACGGAGGAGCCAGCGCUCAGUCAACCCAGCCUUACCUCAGUUGUCUAACAUUAAGGAGUGGUAUGUCUGUACCAGGACUACAGCACCACACUUUCCUCUCCUUCACCCAGACCACAUCAAAUCAGAACCUAGUGAUGACGAGGAGUAUGUCACGUAAAGUUGAGGGACUGGUGAAAUUUGACUCGAAGAACAGAUCUCAUAUCGUCAGAUCCAGGUUGGGCCACAACAAGCAUGGUUCCACAUCGGUGGCCCUCGGUGAAGGUCAAAGGGACUGUGUCACAUUAAAAAUGUGUGGAUUAUCAGAAACGGCUCAAAUGGUGUCGGAAAGGACGGGAGGAACUCCUGAUUAUGAAACAAAAUGUUUUACUGCAAGUUAUCAGUCAUGGCUAGCUAACCUGAACUAAGAUAAGGAGUUAACUCUGUGCAAGUGGAUCAGCGAAUAUUAAAGAGAUUUAUGUACAUGAUGACCUCUAGAGAGACGGAUCAAUGACCAACUCAAGGGCUUCACUUAGAUGAAGCAAUUUUAGGGGCCAAGUUGAUGGAAAGAGGUUAAUGUUUCCUUGAUGUCACAGCACCAAUGUACACAAGGUAACACGGCAGGACCAAACCAGCAGGUACACAGGGGAGUACUUUAUAGUCUCUGUAUGCUUUGAGCAGACUGGUUUGUACAAUUGUAAAACGUUGAUCUGCAGCAGCUGAUUCUGCUGUCAGGCCGCCACCUCUGUGGAAGCAUACAGAGGUCUUUAGUAACAAACAGAUGGCGAAAACAUGUCCAGAAGUAUUUGUGAGUUUAAUCCAACGUAGCAGAAGUCAGUGAAACUACACUCACAUCCUUGUUUGUACUGACUCUCCCACUGAAUCUCGGUUGGAUGAUGAGUGAGUUAAUCUCCUGUGUUUGUUUACACUUCAUUUCCAGCACCUGAAGGUUUCAAAAAUCCCAUGUCCUACACACAAUGUGCGUCAAUAAAUCAAGAAAGAAGUA